Messenger RNA from Vicia faba (fava bean), 315 nucleotides. The record is from the annotation of a GenBank genome assembly. NCBI's taxonomy places the organism in Eukaryota, Viridiplantae, Streptophyta, Magnoliopsida, Fabales, Fabaceae.
AUGGCAGACACUCAGAUAAACAGAAACCGUCCCGCCGCUGUCAAUCACCGUCAGCCGAAUCGAUUGCAAAGCCGCGCUCCGUCGUCACUUCAGAUCAACCGUACCGUCGAUUGGAACGUCGCGAUUCCCCUUCUGUCGCCGGUGGUUUCGUCACCGCCACAUCAACAACUGCCGCUAAGAGAGGAGCUCAAACCGAAUCAGCAGCAGCAGAGACGGCAGAUCGCAGAGACGAAAAAAGUAGUUUUCAAAAAGUGGCAGCACCCCGCCGCUCCGUUUUGCUACGAGCAUACUUCCGUGGUUCCACCAUUUUGUUAA